AUGGAAACUCCAGAGAGGGUUCAAGAUUCAUUCUUCAAAUAUCGCCCUACUGUGAAUCUUGCCCCAGAUGACACACAUAGCCAAGCCGUGGACUGGUUUGACCCCGCCACGACCGACGACUGGCUGAACGAAGAGAUCGAAUCACGCAGAAAUGCUCUCGCCUCGACACCAAGUCAUCUUCAAGAUAGAACAAUGUUUUGUGAGCUUUCGAGGCUCAUUUUUCAGCAUUAUCUUCGGUUUGGAAUAGAAAAGUCUUUGGUUGAUGCAAUCGAGCUGGAGCGAAAGGCUCUGGAGUACAUCAGCACUGGCUUUCAGCAUGCCAAGUGUCUGCUAGUCCUGGGAGACAUGCUGUGCCUGAGGUUUCGCCGUAAGAAAGCUGUUUGGGAUGUGGAAUAUUCCAUCAGAGCCGCAAAAGAGCGUAUCUAUCCACUUCCAACACAGGAAGCUGACAUAUUCAAUUUUGGUCAUAGAGAUGAAUCCUUUGAGCAAUCAGAUCCGGAUUCAGCUUUUGUGGACAUAGACGAAGGCAUUGACAAGUCACAUGCUGCGUUUGAGCUGAUCCCCGACGACUUUCACCUUCGGGGUGAAUGGCUGGAUCACCUUGGUUCAAAUAUUCUUCAUCGAUAUUCUUUGAGCAAAGCAACCGAAGACGUUGAUAAAGCUGUCGAAAUAUGCAGAAUUGCCUCUGAAGAUAUCAACUUUGGCCCCUCAGAGAAUCUUAUAGAGGCUCUUCUUACUCGAAUUCCAGCUACCUGGGACGAGUCUGAUAUAUUUGAAGUCAUAGAGCUCUGUGAUGAAAUGCUGGUGGAGCCUCUAGGUGAUCGAAGGAAGACAAUCUUGCAGUACCGUGCUGAAGCCUUUUACUUCCGUUAUUGUUUAAGCGGUAUGGUGGAACAUAUCGACGAGAGCGUCAAGGAUUCCAACAAAGCAAUAGAUUCGGAACGUGGGAGCUUAGAGUCGCUUAGUGUCAGGUGUCAUAGGUUUAGGAGUGGCUUGCUAUAUACUCGAUAUCAGCGGACUGGUGACCUGGCCGAUCUUGAUGACUCGAUGGUCUCAGCAGCGACCGUGGCCAAGAUUCUCUUUACCCCUGGCCCCAAAUCGAAAGCUACACUAUUCAGUGUGCUAGCAAGUGAUUGGGUCUACAGAACUGGAGCCACAGCGGACCAAGCACACUUUGCUGAAGCCAUCGAGUGGCCUGCAUGCAUCAAGCUAUUUGGCACGAGCCGAAUGGAUUCUCUACAUGAGCUAUGUCGACGGCACUAUGAACGAUACGAAGUGAGGGGAAGGGGUGGCGAUCUUCAAGACGUUGUCAAUAUUCUCAGACAGAUGGUAGAACUGGUCCCCAGUCAGUCCUUGCGGAGCAGUCUGGGCAGCCGCGCCAUGCAGCUAUAUUCCGAGUUCGACUUUCUUCAGACACUACUUUUGGAGGCAAAAACCAUUUUUCGGCGCUUGGUUGAUGAGCCAGAGACAGACUCAACAGACCGUGUACGGUAUUCUUUACAACUGGCUCAUUGCCUUUGCUUCCAGCACGAGAGAACUGGAGAUAUUGUUGAACUCACUGAAGCCGUCAACAUUGCGACGAGUAUAUUCGAGACGGCCAAAGCAGAUGAUGCAAACUAUACACUCGCCCUGAACAAUUUCGGCGAAGUGAUCUACCAGCAGUGUCGAGUCAGCAAGACGUUACCCAAUAUUGAUCACAUCAUCGAUCUUCUACAAAAGAUGAGAGAUUCAACAAUGUCACACGCUCCAACCAAACCGCUCAGCAAAUUGGUUGAGUGCCUUCUCUGGAAGUACCGGAUGACCGACGAAGCUACUCAUCUAGACACGGCAGUUGAGCUGGCGAGACUUGCUGAAAACUCCCUCCCCAAUAGAUACCCUAACCAUCAUUGCAUCAUUCGACAUAGACUUGCAAUAGCACUACACGAGCAGUACUUGGUGGCGACGAGGCACUCCGCUCUAGAGGAGGCUAUUGAACUGGAGAGACAAAAUCUACAGCCUGGCCAGUUCACCCGUUAUCUUUCUCAUGCUAAUCUCACAUCGCUACUUUGUGAGCUAUACAUCGAGACAGGCGAUCGAGAGCACCUUCAAGAGGCCAUGGACAUGGAAAGAGAAACGAGGAAUGUUGAUGGCCGCUCCAUCUGGUGCUUCAGAGGUGACCGCGUGUAUAUUCCAUAUAUUCUCGACAUCGAGAAAUCACACCAGCUUUCGAAUAAGCUGCAGGAACACUUAGAUGCUAAACACUAUACCCCGGAGCUCAGGUCACGGUAUAUUACGAGUCUGGCUUUAAUGCUCCUGGGUGCGGGUGAGAACGAUCUAGCAAUGCGGCAUGCAAGAGAGAGUCUAGACUUGGUUCCACCACACAGCCUGGACCUGCCAUGGCACUUGUGCUGCCUGGCGCUCUGCUUAAUAGCUAGCCUUACAACUUCGAAGGCCUCCGAGCUAGAAGAGAUGAUCAGUUCAGCGGAGAAAGCCGUGGAGAUCUCGCCAGAGGAUCAUCCUGGCAGACCAUUUUACCUUUCGGUUCUAUCAAUGGCCCUUCAUAGACGAUUUAUGAAGACCGGGAGAUCGUCUGACCUCAACUUGGCGAUCGAUUACGGGGUUACGGCUUACAAAUUGACACUUGGAGACACGCUACAAGACUGCGGUAAUCGAUACCUGGCAUCAGAUGAGCUAUCUUUCUGCUUACAGCACAAGUACCUCAGAGAAGGUAUUCCGAGUGAUCUUGAACAGUCUGAAGAACUUCAUCAAGAGGCUCGUAACUGUAGAGAGAAAUUGAAAAGAAACAACGCGUAUUUCAACUGGCUUCAGAGUUCACCUGAUGGCGCUUACACUGUUCAUCUUGGCACCAACACCAAAGGGUCGUUCAGGCUCCGCAACAGAAGUCGUGUGUGUGCUUUACUUCCGGACAAGCUGGACUGUCACCCUCGAAUAUUUGCGGUUGCACAGACUUAUUUCCGAUAUUUUCAAGCGUCAGAAGAUGAGAACUACCUCUCCAUGGCCUUGGAUGCCUCGACCUCGUCGGUUGCGUUCAUUCAACAGCACCAUAUCACGCACUCUGCACGUCUUCACCUCGUUGGGCGAUGCUAUGAAGAAUACUACAAGAGGUCAAUAGCAGCUGAUUGUGAUGAAGAGGAUCAAAAAGACCGCCUAAAUUACCUCGAUAUGGCAGUUUCGAAAUUCCGAGAACUCAUUAGUCAUCUUUCUUCGGAAGAUCCUCUGCGCCCUGAUGUUCUGGGUCGUCUUGGCUAUUUAUACUCAGACAAGCUAUUCUACAAUUACAAGCUGGAUGACUUGAAAAUGGCAGUGGAAGUACACCAGGAAUGUCUCCAUCUGGCCGAGGAGAAUAAAAUCGAAGGUGCAAAGUGGCUACGUCAUCUCGGAUGCUCUAAACUUAUGUCUUACCGCGUAUUCAAGGACGAAACUGAUUUGCAAGAAUCUGUCAAGCUACUUGAGCAAGCAAAGGAUAAGAAUCCAAAUGACAAGGCAUUUAUCCCUGGCCUCGCCAGUGCCUACCGCUCUAGGUUCAUGAUUACAAGGGACGUCAGAGACAUUGACGCUGCCAUCGAGCUGUAUCUCAACUUCCCUGUCAUGGAUGAUACCACAUUAUCUUGGCUCGGCAGUGCCUAUCUUGGCCGUUUUGAGCUGACCAAGGUGCCUGAGGACAUGAAGCUGGCGAUUUCUAAUUUGGAAAAGGCUCUCGAGCUUACCAAAAAUCAGACGGAAAUCUCAGACUUCGUUCAGGUGCUCCAAAAUCUGGCAAAUUGCUACCUUACGAAACAUCAUUAUGGAGGGAAACUUGAGGACCUCGAGCAAGCAAUUCACUACGCACAGGAGGCUGUGGAUGUUGAAGCGGAAGAAGCUUUCCAGGUUGUCGAUAUCGCAGGCCUAUUGGGACUGUGCUACAAGACCAAGUACCAGGUUACGCAAUGUGAGGAUGAUCUUCUCAAGGCAAUCGACGCCGAUGAGAGCGACUUUUGGGUUUUCAUGACUGUCGCAAAUACAUCAGAUAGCUUGGAGCUUGCUCAAAGACUCAUGGAGUCGUACAAAAGUCUCGAGAACUGGGAGAAGGGCUUAAAGAUUGCUGAGUACGCACUCGAACUCAUCCCUGCCUAUACACCGCGUUACCUACGAUGGUCGGAAGCCCAAUACCUUCUCUCUAGAAUCAGUGGACUCGCAUCUUUCGCAGCCGCUUUUUCACUUCAAGCCGGGAAACGCGACGGGGCCAGUCUGGCUCUAUUAGAAAGGGGCCGGGGAGUUGCCGCAGAUCUUUUGUAUGAUCUUCGUCUUGACUUUGACAGUCGCAAAUUUGCGGACCUGAAGCCGGCGUAUAAGGAGACCCUCUUGAGCAGUAUUGGGCGCCUUGAGAAUCCUGUACAGCUACCAGGCCAUCUUCCCGAUGCUGUUGCGUCUGGCACAGCAGAACUGACUAGGAGGCUAGAAGCAAGUAAAAUCGUUGACGAGUUCAUGGAGAGUUUUAGCGCACGUCUGAAGCCAGACAAUACGGGCUUCACAGGGUUUACGAGGAACGGUCCCAUUGUGAUCAUCAAUGUCAGCUUUCGCUGUGAUGCUUUCAUUAUUAAACACGUUAUUGAGACCAUGCCCCUACCUAAGCUAUCUGAAGAAGAGCUGGAAGGACGACUCCGCGAUGGAAAGUUGGGAAGCCUAAAUACCUUGGAAUGGCUCUGGGAUACUAUCACGGGACCGAUUCUGGAACAUCUGGGUUAUUUAGAGAUGCCUUACAGCGAAUGGCCUCAGAUAUGCUGGAUACCUACGGGGGCAUUGAGUCGCUUCCCGUUGCACGCAGCUGGCUAUCACAAAGACAAAACUGGCCGCACCGUCAUAGACAGAGUCAUAUCGUCCUACAGCUCAUCCCUGAACGCUAUUCUCGAAGGGGGAGCGAAGGAUAAACGCAACUCGUCCACUAAGGCGGUGUUGGUUGCGAUGCAGAAAACGCCGGGCAGUUCUAGCCUCCCGCACGCCCCCAAAGAGCUAGCGAUUGUCCAACAGAUAUGCGAAUCGAUGGAACUAAAUACCGUGGAACCAAAAAGACAAACCCAAGAAGUACUCGCGGAGUUGAAGGACUGUGAUAUCUUCCACUUUGCCGGUCACGGUGAGACAGACGAGACAAACCCGCUGAAGAGUCAACUGCGUCUUGAAGACUGGCAGACGCAGUCCUUGGCAGUAUCUGACCUGCUAAGUCUCAAGCUACGCGAUAGCCCACCAUUUCUGGCAUAUCUUUCAGCUUGCGGAACGAGCCAGAUCAAAGACAAACGCCUGCUAGAUGAGAGUCUGCACUUAAUUAGUGCAUGUCGACUGGCUGGUUUUAGACACGUGGUCGGAACACUCUGGGAAGUCGGUGAUGAGGCAUGCGUCGAUGUCGCGGAGACAGUCUACCAGGAGCUGAAGGACUCCAGUAUGGAUGAUGGGUCUGUCUGCCGGGGACUACAUAAGGCUGUUCGGAAGAUUCGUGAUAGUUGGGUGACGGAUGCGCGUAUGCGGGUGGUCAAAAAGGAUCUGGACAACUGGAUUGUAAACGUCAAAUACGGUGAGAAUGACUUUAAAGAUGGGCUGGGCGGCGGGAGAUCGGCAAGGGAUAUCGUGCCGCUGGAGGAGGACGAGAAUGAGAGGCCUGCUCCUUGGGUCGCGUAUGUGUAUCACGGAAGAAGAUAG
Molecule: messenger RNA, 5670 nt
Organism: Fusarium fujikuroi IMI 58289
Lineage: Eukaryota; Fungi; Ascomycota; Sordariomycetes; Hypocreales; Nectriaceae
Exons: 1
Coding region: 1-5670 (1889 amino acids)
Molecular function (GO): protein binding
Source: RefSeq, a predicted model, not a curated record